AUGGUGUUCGCACCGUUUAGACCACGUUCCUCCACCGAGAAAUCAGAGACAGUUAAAGUAGUCAUUCGUUGUCGUCCAUUAUCCGCUUCUGAAAUAUCUAAUGGUCAUCAAAGUAUUGUUGAUAUUCAAACAAACCGUGGUGUAAUUGAAUUACACAACCCAAAAGAAUCAAACGAACCUUCAAAAGUAUUCACAUUUGAUUCAGUUUAUGAUCCACAGUCUAAACAGCUCGAUCUUUAUGACGAAACAUUUCGCCAUCUUGUCGAUUCUGUACUUGAAGGAUUCAAUGGAACGAUUUUUGCAUAUGGUCAGACAGGAACGGGAAAAACAUUUACAAUGGAGGGUGUUCCUGAGGAUCCUGAAUUACGUGGCGUCAUACCGAACGCAUACCAUCAUAUUUUCCAGCAUAUAGCGCAGUCACGGAAUCAGCAAUACCUCGUGCGAGCAAGCUAUUUAGAAAUUUAUCAGGAAGAAAUUCGUGACUUAUUGAGCAGAGAUCCGAAAAUACGUUUAGAAUUACGGGAGCGUCCGGAUGUUGGUGUUUAUGUAAAAGAUCUUUCAUCAUUUGUAACAAAAUCUGUGGAAGAAAUUGAACAUGUUAUGGCUGUUGGCCAUGCAAAUCGUACGGUCGGGAGAACAAACAUGAACGAACAUAGUAGCCGUUCACAUGCAAUUUUCAUAGUAACUGUUGAAUGCAGUGAAUCUGGUUUGGAUGGUCAGAAUCACAUAAGAGUUGGGCGAUUAAAUCUUGUAGACUUGGCAGGCAGUGAGCGUCAGUCAAAAACGGGAUCGCAUGGCAAGCGCUUCAAGGAAGCAACAAAAAUCAACUUGUCUCUUUCUGCUCUUGGCAAUGUCAUAUCAGCACUGAUUGAUGGAAAAAGUACUCAUGUGCCAUACAGAGAUUCGAAACUAACACGUUUGUUGCAAGAUUCAUUAGGUGGUAAUUCGCGAACUGUGAUGGUUGCUAAUAUUGGGCCGGCAUCAUACAAUUACGAGGAAACUUUGUCAACCUUGAGAUAUGCAAAUCGUGCUAAAAAAAUCAAUAAUCAGCCGAGGAUUAACGAAGAUCCCAAAGAUGCACUUCUUCGCGAAUUUCAGGAUGAGAUUGCAAGGCUUCGAGAAAUUUUGGAAAAACGCGUUGUUAAAAAGGAAAAGAAGGUAUAUGUGGGCAGAAAGAACAAAAGUGAUGAUGAAGUUGUUCCAAGUGAAGAAUAUCUUAAUGAACAACAGAGGCGUUUGGAAGAUGAAAGACAAUCAAUUAUCUCUAAUUCGAACAUUAUUGCAGAGGAAAAGCGCAAAAUACUUGCUGAUCUGGAAGAAAGGGCUGAACAAUUGGAAAGGGAGCGUGAAGCACAAAUUGCUGUAGCUGCGAAGAUUCGAGCCAUGCAAAGUAAACUUCUUUCUGGUGAUGGCAGUUUAUUGGAUAAAACUCGUGAACAGCAAAAAUUGUUGGAACAGCGGAGAAGACAAUUAGCUGAACAAAAGAGGAAGGAACGCGAAAUUUUGCAACAGUUGGAAGCACAGGAAGAUAAUACAGCAGAAAUACAUGAAACAUUCAGCAAUUUGAGGCAAGAAGUUGAAAUAAAAACAAGGAAGCUGAAAAAGUUAUACUCCAAGCUUCAGCAGGUUCGUUCGGAAAUCAGUGACGCCUCGGCAAGUCAUUCACAGGAAAGGCAAGACUUGGAAAACUCGGUUACGGAAAUUAAUAAAGAAUUAAAACUCAAGUUGCUGAUUGUGGAAAAUUUUGUGCCACAAGAUGUUCGUGAUCAUUUACGCGAGCGAGCAUAUUGGGAUGAAGAUGAGGAUACUUGGAAACUUUUGAAAGUUGGACAAAAUCGCCCCAAAAGCACCAUAUCCGAUGACUUAUGUCGUUCAGGUGGUACUGAUUCCGGGUUAGGCGUCAGUGAUGUCUCGACUAACGUUGAUUCUGUUGCUCAAGAUCUUCUUAACAAUCGACCGGUAUCAAUACCUGGCAUGAAACGACCUAUAUGUAACUAUGAGCGAAUGUGUUUGACAAGAUUACGACAACAAUUGAACACACAAUCAAAAUGUGAUCAGUUAAGAUCCACAAGUUUUCCAGACGAAACUGGCGCUAUAAUCUUGGAAGAAGUUCUGCGAUUUUGUGGUGAAAAUGUAUUAACGUUCACCUCACUGGAAAAACUAGAAAGGCGAACAAAAUUAUUUGAAACUUCAGAAGUCGAAGCUGAUUUACAGAAAUUUCAGAACACUGUCAAUCUUCCACUCUGUGACGAAGAGCAGGAACAAAAUUUUAUUGUUGAUAUUUCAAAAAUUCCAGUGCUUCGAGAUUCAAAUCAAACCGGCCGAUUUCCUAUUUCAAAUUGGUCGAUGUCUAGAAAUUCCUCACUGUCUAGACUUUCAUCAGGACAUUCAAAAAAUGUACGAGCCCGCAGCGCGCUUGGAAGAGUGAUAACAACUUCCAAUGGGGGCACACUCGUUUAUCCCAAAGCUCGAAGUUUGGUAAAAGGAAAAGCCAAUCAACCGUAG
Cercopithifilaria johnstoni is the source of this 2505-nucleotide messenger RNA. The record is from the annotation of a GenBank genome assembly. Lineage: Eukaryota; Metazoa; Nematoda; Chromadorea; Rhabditida; Onchocercidae.